This is a messenger RNA of Pyrgilauda ruficollis (rufous-necked snowfinch), 2547 nucleotides long. RefSeq names its product storkhead box 1 (gene STOX1). The record is from RefSeq and is a predicted model, not a curated record. Gene Ontology annotation, molecular function: DNA-binding transcription activator activity, RNA polymerase II-specific; RNA polymerase II transcription regulatory region sequence-specific DNA binding. Gene Ontology annotation, biological process: positive regulation of transcription by RNA polymerase II. NCBI's taxonomy places the organism in Eukaryota, Metazoa, Chordata, Aves, Passeriformes, Passeridae. Gene Ontology annotation, cellular component: nucleus; cytoplasm.
AUGGCUCUUGGGUGUCCAGGUAAUGAGCAGAGUUUGAAGCAAACUGAAGGAUAAGAAUACCUGAGCCCUGGCCAGCCAGAGAUUGGCUUUAGUGAUGUGACCCCUGCUGUCAUGAAUCCUCUCUCGCAGCCACGCUCUGUUCCUUUGGCAGAAGAAAUAUGCUGGACCAUAUCAGACAUGAAUGCACAUCAUGUGGUGGUCACUCAGGAAACUUUAAUGGAGCAGUUAGUGAAAAAUUAUCCAGGCAUUGCAGUGCCCUCCCACAAUGUUUUAUAUAAUAUCCUUGGCACUCUAAUUAAAGAAAGAAAAAUCUAUCAUACAGGAGAAGGAUAUUUCAUUGUGACUCCCAACACUUACUUUAUCACAAAUGAUGCCACAGAACACAAGAAAAGGAUCCUGUUGGAGGACAGUUGUUGCUGUUCAUCACCUUCCAUCACUUACCUGGUAAACAUUAAGCCCUGCACAGACCUAAUGAAAGAAAGCAUUCCUUCAGUACCCUGUUACAGAUCCUGCCAUUGCUUCCCUGACCAAAACAUGCUCUGUGAACAAAGGCAUCAGCAGGUGAUGAGCCAUGGAUCUAAUGGAGAGGGAAAGAGAGGCUGCAGCGAAUUGAAGUCUUCAAUUCGAACUCAAGGCAUCUCCACAUCUGCUGAGAACCAUUCCUGGGACACCAUCAAAUCCCUGACAUCUGUGAAAGCAAAACUGAAAAGCAAAAUGUUUGGCCUUGGCCUUUUCUGGAGAAGUGGUUCUAAAAAAGAAAAACACAAGAAAGAGUACUCCACUUUUUCAGGCCAGUUUCCUCCCCAGGAGUGGCCAGUCAGGGAUGAAGAUGACUUAGACAACAUUCCACGUGACAUUGAACAUGAAAUCAUCAAGCGUAUUAACCCUACUCUCACAGUUGAUAAUUUGAUUAAACACACAAUAUUAAUGCAGAAGUUUGAGGAGAAGAAAAAAAGUAUCAGUAAAGAGAAAAAAUACAUCAGUAAUAGUACCUCAGCUGAAGUGCCAACACUCAGGCAAAACCAUCUUUCAAAGGAUUGUAUUCAAAGGGCACCCAGUAAAACAGUAAAACACACCAGGAAAACCAAAUCAAAGAAGAAAAAGCAGAUUAGCAGGAGCAGCAGGAAAUCUCACAUACAGAAGCUAACAUCCCAAAACGUGAAACUGGAAGGGAGCUUUUCACUGCCCAUCAAAAACCCAGAGCCACCUGAUGCAGCAGUGGAAUCCCACGUGAUAUACAAGAAGCAGAUUAAGAACCCUUUCCAGGGUCUGCCAUGGAGACCUCGCAGCUUUCAUGCCAGAGGGCACCAAGGUGGUGGCAACAGUCAGCUGAAGUGCCAGACUGAAAAGGGAGGAAGGGCUUUCCAAAGGCCACCAUCCUCAGCCUCCUCAGGACCCUUUGGCUGGGAAACUGAAAGGCUGCAUGCAGAAAGUGAGGCUGACAAAGCUAAGCAAAACAACCUACUCCAUGCUAAGAGGUCUGACCUUCAACUAAAGAAAGACAGUUUCAGUGAAAAGAGUAGUUGCCCACAAGGAAGUAAUCUGCAAAUAGAUAACAGAAGUAGACACUUCCUGGAGAGUAAUAUUUCUGAAGAAAAUGUCUAUAAAAGAACAGUAAAAAAAAAAUCCCCUUGCUCCUACAUUGAAGAUAAUGGUGUGUGCAAAGAGGAGGCAAAAUUUCCAUUCUACCUGAAAGAUGAGCAUUGCAGAUGCAAAGCAGACGCUGUAAGUGAGCUGUUAGAUCGAAGAGCCAGUGAGUUUCAAAAUGUCCAUCUUUCAAAUUAUAUGGCCAGUGUUAAUCUGGCCCCAAAAAGUGGUGUGAAACACAGACCAAAGACUGAUAAAAAGAGUGAACUUCUGUUAAACUAUGACUGUGCCAGCCAUCCUGGAUCAAUGGAGCUGCAAAGGGAAGGGUUUACUGACAACUCCCAUCUUCUGUACCAAAAGGGACACAAUGGUGACACCUGCACCUCGUCACAUCUGGAUGAGAAUUCUGAACACCUGUCCCCUGGCCAUGCCUUUUCAGACACACGAGAGUGGAGUACAGCUGUGUCCCUAAAAGCCUCUGAGGUUAGUACCUGCCCUGCCCAGCACGACACAACCACAAAUAAAUGUGAUGUAAGGUGUAAGGGAAGUGCUGGCCUUGAAGAAUCACCAGAUGGCUCAAAGGAGCAUCCAAAACCAGACUGCACAGAGGAAAGCUGGCUGUGCAGUCAGGUUCUUCUGCAAGGCCACAGAAAGGCUGAAGAACCUGGCCUCACUGAAUGUGGGAAGGGCUCAGCUGAUUUCUGCCAGGCUGACUCUGGCACUUUGCAGAACUUCAUCCGUGAGGAGGGCGAAGGAGCAGCACGCUGUGCUUUGGGCUCAUGGAUCACAGAAGUGAGAACCCCUCCAGGACAAAAAGAGCAGCUUGUAAAGAAUACAUGUCCUGUGACCCCAGAACAGAACCACUCAGAAGGGACAGAAAACCACAGCAUUACAGGAGACAGUGGAAUUGACUCCCCAAGGUGGACUGAAAAGAAGAUGAAGCUUCCUGCCAAAUUCUAA